Molecule: messenger RNA, 2964 nt
Organism: Stegastes partitus (bicolor damselfish)
Lineage: Eukaryota; Metazoa; Chordata; Actinopteri; Pomacentridae
Gene: notchl
Product: notch receptor, like
Exons: 11
Coding region: 177-2549 (790 amino acids)
Biological process (GO): multicellular organism development; Notch signaling pathway; cell differentiation
Cellular component (GO): membrane
Molecular function (GO): protein binding
Source: RefSeq, a predicted model, not a curated record
GUGGCCGCGGUGAUGGGAUCGGGGUGACGCUGUGAGCAGCAGCACCACACAGCUGCAGAUUCAUCACAAAGCGCCUCGGCCGCCUCGGCACAUCACAAGCUGUUUGGGCUGAGUGGCAGCUGGACCGGAGGACUGCUGAUCCUGAGCGGAGAGGGCCUGCAGCUGGUGACCCGAAGAUGUUGGAUCUGAGGACGUUUGUUCUGCUGGGACUGAGCUGGACGUGUCAAGCUGCGUCCAGCGAUCCAUGGGGCCAGUGUCCAGUCAUCCGGAAGUGUAAAGAAAAGUUUGGAGAUGGGUCGUGUGACAAAGAGUGUCUGGAGCCCGAGUGUCUUCGAGACGGCUUCGACUGCCUGAAGGACCGCGGCCACUGCAAUCCAGGCCACAUCCAGUACUGCCGCGACCAUUACGCCAACUCUCACUGCGAGCAGGGAUGUGACAGCGCCCCCUGCGGAUGGGACGGCAGCGACUGCUUCAGACACCAGAACCCCCUGUGGGCCAAAGGCACCCUGGUCCUUCACGCCAACACACCACAACAUCGCGGCGCCUUCUCCAACAGCUCGCUGCUCUGGGCCCUCAGCAUCAUCCUCCAGUCCCCGCUCAGGCUGAGGGGCUCCGUCCCCCUCGCCAACAACAGGAACCUGUUCAACUUUGACCCUCAGGAGCUUGCUGACCUGCUGGCUCAGGCAUCACCGGCUGACUCAAACGGCUCCCUCCUUUUCCUCCAAGUGGACAACAGGCCAUGUUCCCGUUUGCCCCCUACCUGUUUCCCUUACGCCACCGAGGCCGCCAGUUUCCUCCGUGCCGUCAUGUUGCUGAAGCCCACCUCGUUCCCGGCCCUCCCGGAGCUCCAGGCCAUCAUAAGCAUCAGAGGUGUCCGAGAGGAAAUAGGAAGCAGGGAGGAGGAAGUGGAGAAAAGGGAAGUCAAAGAGCCGACUCCUGCAUGGUUGUGGGCGGUGGUGGCCAUCGCCAUCGGCCUGCUGCUGCUGCUGCCCCUGGUGGUGGUCCUGGUGGUGAGGAGGGUGAGGCAGCAGCGGGCAGAGAGGGACGGCGGCGAGAGGGUGAGGCACCGGACCAAAGCCACCGACACCGACGGCAAAGCCAAGGCCUGGAUCACCCACGCAGCCCACCAAGAACAGCGGGUCAGGUCCAGCCGGGAGAAAGACAAGAUCAGCCUGAGGAAAAAGAAGAAAGCCAAGGAGGCCGAGAAGAAGAGAAGGAGGGAGCCGCUGGGGGAGGACGCCAUCCGAAUGCGGCCUCUCAAAAGGGACCAGGAUGUGGGGAGUGACACAGACUUUACCCAGAGUUCGAUGGAAGACAUCAGCGUGAGAUGCUCCCGGCGGCAGGACGACGCCACCAUCUGUGACCACAGGACCCAGGAGCAGAAGCAGUACCGGGCCGGAGCCUCUCAGCCCCGCAGGCCUGUGCAACCUCCACCUAGAGGAUGGGAGAGGAACGCCAUGCCUCCUCCUCUGCUCAGUCCUCCUCAGCAGUCGGCAGAGUGGUGUGGCCCAGACGGCUCUGUGGUUCUGAUCCGAGCGGUGCGCAGCGGGCUGGACAGGGUGGUGUUGGAGCUGCUGCGAGCAGGAGUGCCAGUGAACAACACAGAUCAUACUGGGAGAUCAGCCCUGCACUGGGCAUGCUCAGUAAACCACCUCUCCCUAGCAAGGACCCUCAUUCGUUAUGGGGCCGCUGUGGACCUACAAGACAACAAGGGCGAGACGGCGCUCUUCCUCUCGGCCCUCCACGGCUGCUAUGACACCGCCAGACUUCUCCUUCUUCACGGUGCCAACCUCGAGUUGCACGACCGCCGAGGACGUUGUCCGGUCGACGUGGCCAGAGAGGGCAUGCGCCACCAGGUCCUGGAACUCCUGCUGGCUCACCAGAUCCAGAGAGGGCCCGUCCCGGUAGACUCAGGCAGUGAGAUGAUGUGGGAGGAGCGCACUCUGAUGUACUCGCCGUGGGCCGGAUCACAAGGCCUGCCUGGACGAAGCGCCUCCUUCUCUGGCAUCAUAGCACAUCGAGACAUGACCCCACCACCACAAAAUGAUUGGUCGAUGGGUCGAGUGCAGUACCCCUCCCCUCAGAACUGGCGGCCUCAGCUCAACCAAUCAGCCACGGCGCUUGUUCCACCGAGAGUCAUGGGCCGCUCCCCUCGGCCAAUCAGCACCUUACAGGAGGUGACCUCAGAGGACGAGGAUCGCGACCGGCACCAGGACAUCCCCAGAGCUGCGACGCCUCACUUCCUCUCGCCCCAGCCUGCCCCCCGCCAGCGGUCCUUUUCCUGCACCCAGCAUGCACUGCAGCGUCGCUCCAGCGCCCACCAGCCGGAGCCCAACUACCUUAUAGUGACGGACAGAACGGCCGGGGAGCUCAUAGAGAGGGUAGUCGUCUCAGCUCCUCCAGAAGCUGCUGCCCCACCAGAUCGCCAGCCGGUUGUAAACGGUGAGCACAGGGCAGAGCAAGCAGCAGUGAGUCCUACAAACACAGAGCCCAAGUCCAGAGGUGAGAGGGCAAACAACACGCCUGACUCCACGCAGACGGCCUUGUAGAGGAAAAACCAGCCAUGGAACCUCAGAACAAAAGGCCCUGAGCUGGAUUGUACAUUUGGGAGUUUGUUAUUAUCCAAUAUGCAACUUCUUAGAUCACUUGUUUUUUCUAUUUCUGUCAAAUAAACACACGGCAGGCAGCCCUCGGAGAUGCUCCCACCUUCCCUCAUCAUUUUGUACUCAGCCUUGCAUAAAUUAUUACUGCCUGUCAGGGAGCAGGAUGUUGUUGUAAAUAUUCUGUUACAGUCAAAAAGAAACAAGACAAAGUGCCUGCAGUGAGUUCCAGUCAAAUAUAUCAUGAACUGUCUCGCAACAGCUUGUAUUCUGAUCAGUGUGAGGAGAGCUAAUAAAGGAACGGCACAGAGACACCAGAGUCCUGUUGAGGCCUCCAAUAAAAGGAUUUUCAAUGCAUAUAAAA